Molecule: messenger RNA, 1227 nt
Organism: Camellia sinensis
Lineage: Eukaryota; Viridiplantae; Streptophyta; Magnoliopsida; Ericales; Theaceae
Source: RefSeq, a predicted model, not a curated record
AUGGUCAGCCCUUUGACCUCUAAUGCACACGGUGAGAAGCUAAUUACUGAGGCAUAUUUACCAAGAAAGCUAGAAGCUUUUUUCAGGAACAAAGUUGUACAAGAACUGAAGUCCAAUGCAGACGAAGCUCCGGAGUUGCUGCAACUGCAAGGAUCGAAGCAGCAAUUGAAGAGUUCCACUCUGGAUGUGUUGUGGUUGUGCCUUAGAUAUUAUGGUGGUGGAGCAAGGGUAUCCAAAAAAGAAGCCACAAUGGAUUCGAUUGAGUUGACCGUAACAGUUAAUAGCAAUGCUGAAGAUAAAACUCCUCAAGUUGUGGAGCUUUUUAAGAAAUUAAUCAGAAUCAAAGAAAUUCAACCCAAUGUGGUUAUGUAUGGAUCCAUUGUCCAUGGGCUCUGCAGAACGGGGAACGCCAGCAAGGCUGUUAGUUUGCUUAGGAUAAUGGAGGAGGCAAGUUGUAAACCUAACACCGUAGUGUAUAACACAAUCAUUGAUAGUCUUUGCAAGGAUAGAAUGGUGGAUGAUGCUCUCAAACUCUUUACAGAAAUGGAUGAAAAGGGUAAUUUCCCAGAUGUUGUCACUUACAAUUCUUUGAUUCAUGGCCUAUGUAAUUUCGGUCAGUGGAAAGCGGCUACCAAAAUGUUCAAAGAAAUGUUGGAUAUUGGUAUUGCUCCGAAUGUUCAUACAUAUAAUGUGUUGGUAGAUGCAUGCCACAUGGAUGAAGCAAUUAGAGUGUUCAAUAACAUGGUGGACAAGGGCCAUCACCCUAAUGUUUUGAGCUAUACCAUUUUGAUCAACGGAUAUUGCAAGAAGAUGAAAAUAGAUGAGGCCGUGCAUCACUUUCGAGAAAUGCCUCAAAGGGGGUUGAAACCCAACAAUGAAACUUUCUACACUAUGUUAUGGGGUUUGUUUCAAACAGCUCGAUGUUCAGCUGUUCAUGAACAUUUUAAUAAGAUGCAAGCUUUAAUGGAAAGGAACAAUUUAGAUCUUAAUAUUGUUACGUACAAUAUCCUCAUUGAUGGAUUUCAUAAGGUUAAAAAGCUUGAUAGUGCAAGGGCCAUUUUCAAUAACCUUUCUUCCAAGGGAUUGCAUCCUAAUGUUAGGACAUACAAUAUGAUGAUACAAGGUAUUUUUGAAGAAGGCCUACUAGAUGAAGCUAAAGAGGUGUUUGUUAAAAUGGAACAGAAUGGUUGCUUGGCAAAUGAUGUCACUUACAAGACUAUCAUCUGA